AUGGUUCGCAUGAACGUCCUCGCCGAUGCGCUCAACGCCAUCAACAACGCCGAGAAGCGCGGAAAGCGCCAAGUUCUCAUCCGUCCAGCCUCCAAGGUUAUCGUCCGCUUCUUGACCGUCAUGAUGAAGCACGGAUACAUCGGAGAGUUCGAGAUCGUCGACGACCACCGCGCCGGAAAGAUCGUCGUCAACCUUACCGGACGCCUCAACAAGGCCUCCGUCAUCUCUCCAAGACUCAACAUCCGUCUUAACGAUUUGGAGAAGUACACCAACACUCUUCUUCCAUCCCGUCAGUUCGGAUACCUCAUCCUUACCACCUCUGCCGGAAUCAUGGAUCACGAGGAGGCCAGAAGAAAGCAUUUGGGAGGAAAGAUUCUCGGAUUCUUCUUCUAA
This is a messenger RNA of Caenorhabditis briggsae, 393 nucleotides long. It is a transcript of the gene Cbr-rps-22, whose product is annotated as Protein CBR-RPS-22. The record is from RefSeq and is a predicted model, not a curated record. Gene Ontology annotation, molecular function: structural constituent of ribosome. Gene Ontology annotation, cellular component: ribosome; cytosolic small ribosomal subunit. The coding region runs from base 1 to 393 and encodes 130 amino acids. Gene Ontology annotation, biological process: translation. NCBI's taxonomy places the organism in Eukaryota, Metazoa, Nematoda, Chromadorea, Rhabditida, Rhabditidae. The transcript is spliced from 2 exons.